AUGAAAGAAAUUGAGGCUACACUAUGCGAUUGGCGUUAUACGGUGAUUAUCAAACAUGAGAUCAAGCACAAGCGCCAAGUAUACACCGGUGGAAACCCGUCGCAUCAAUCUUUAGAACUUUCUAGUCAAUUUGAAGCAAUGUCAAAACCUGAAUGGAAGUUGUUUCACUUCAAUGUGGUUGAGCUCUUUGAAGUUAUACCUGAUUUGACUGACUCUUUGUCACAAUGCUUAGCAUGGUAA
Trichobilharzia szidati is the source of this 240-nucleotide messenger RNA. The record is from the annotation of a GenBank genome assembly. Lineage: Eukaryota; Metazoa; Platyhelminthes; Trematoda; Strigeidida; Schistosomatidae.